Molecule: messenger RNA, 2868 nt
Organism: Topomyia yanbarensis
Lineage: Eukaryota; Metazoa; Arthropoda; Insecta; Diptera; Culicidae
Gene: Nt5a
Product: 5'-nucleotidase domain-containing protein 1
Exons: 3
Coding region: 323-1804 (493 amino acids)
Molecular function (GO): 5'-nucleotidase activity
Source: RefSeq, a predicted model, not a curated record
CCUCGUUUAUGCUUCAUCAGUAUGUAGUACCAGUCACAACAACAAUGGGUUUGCGUUCAAUCGGUGACCUAAAUGAAUAAAGCUUGAGUGCAAUGACCAUCAAACGAAUAUGUGAAUAAGCAGAAGUGAUGAGAAUAUUAUUCUCAUGUGACAAAUCUAAAGCAGUGCAAGGCCACAUCUGGGACAAAACAUUACGUAAACAUAACCAAGGGCAUACCACUGUUUCGCACGAGAGCAGCUAGUCCGGCUGAACACCAAACACAAUCUAAUAAACCCUUUGAUUGGAUGUGUGAGCUGUGCUCGAGAGUCACUACCAUUAAACAUGCGGCCGAUGGCAGUGAACACGACAGCGGCGACAUCAGUUUUGUUGAAACUAGUGUCCGGGGCGUUCCCCACAGCAGUAAAUUCCGUUAAGUUGCCCCACACGCUGCAGCCGCUGCUGUGUUUUUGUGAGUUGAAGACUAUCAGUCGGACCCGGUUACAUCCAGUGCGACAGUACUCGAUUCGGUAUUACUCGCGGUAUUCGGCCAGCAGAAUUAUGACGGGAUCGGAUACCUUUCGAUUCGCGGAUUACGACUGCGUCGGGUUUGAUCUCGACAACACACUGCUUCGUUAUCAGAUCGGUAACAUGAUAGAGCUAGAGUAUGACAUUAUGUCAAAGUUUCUGGUGGAAGAGCACGGAUAUUCGGGAAAGUAUUUGCUGCAACCGUUGGAUGUAGAUUUUCUGCAGAAAGGAUUGGUUAUAGACUUUCAGCGUGGAAACAUUCUCAAACUUGGACCAGAUGGGACGAUUCACCAGGCAACACAUGGAACUAAAAAGAUGGCUGAGGCGGAAAUAAUCGCCUAUUACGGGAGAGAAAAGCGUUGGUCGGUAACGACGGAUUACUGUGAGAAUUUGUUAGUAGCAUGGAAUGGUCCAUUAUCGGAGAAAAUUCGAACGGUGCUAGAUUAUUUCGACAUCUGUGCAACUUUGUUGUUUGGUAGAAUUAUUGAUACAUUGGACGAGGAUGCUCACGAGCGGAUAGGCCAAUAUAAUGUAUGGCCUGAUAUGUUGGAUGCUUUGGUUAACAUGUAUUCGAGGGAACACUUUGGACGAAAUGUUGGAGGCUAUUUUGAGGCGUUAAAAGAAAACCCUGAAAAAUAUCUGCAUAAAGCGUCCCCUCAAUUGGUGUCUUGGUUGCGGGAGCUAAAACAGACCAAAACGACCUAUCUCAUCACUGGUUCGCACAUAGAUUUUGCGAAUUUCACCGCAUCGUAUGCUCUUGGUCCGGAUUGGCCAGAACUUUUUGACGUCGUAGUGGGAUUUGCUAAAAAACCCGGUUUCUUUGUUGGUGCUAAGCCAUUCAUUGGGCUCGAUGGCACCACUGAAACUGAUCCGUUAACACCCUCGCAGCUAGAGCGCAACCACCUGUACUCUCAGGGGAACUGGCGUGAUCUUACGAUUCUUCUGCAGCGACUGUCGCACAAACAAAAUCCACGAUAUCUCUACAUAGGAGACAAUCUCGUACAGGAUGUGUACGCCCCUUCCAAAUUUACCAAAUCGGAUACGGUGGCAGUGGUGGAAGAAAUGGCUGCAGAGGGUGUUAACGAUCAUGCUCCUGCGCACCCAGACGCAAGUUAUCUACAAUCACGCUUCUGGGGCUCAUAUUUCGUGGCCAAUUCGAAUCCGCGACAGGAAGAACCAUCCCUUUGGGCCGACCUCAUCCAGCGGCACGCUCGAAUCUGUGUACCCAGCAUGGAUGUAGUGGCCCAGUACCCGGUGGAUCAUACUAUUACAGUUACGUCAGCCGCGUGGAAAGUUUAACCUGGGCAUCGCUCCUACUAGCGGUAGGGAUUUUGAUAAGUUUUAAAUCAAGUUCGGCCGGUAUUCCGCCCGAUCAAUUAAUCAUGUAGAUUAGGAAUAAGUUGAAAGUUCGUUUUCCCCACGACCUUCAUCUGACACGCUGUUUUUGUUGCUUCGUAUGGCUUGCUAUCGACUUCCGAAUCGUGCGAUUGUACGUACGCAUAGUUACACUAAAAAUAGUUAGGUAGUAUGGUUUGCAGGCAGACUGCGCUACUUUUUUAUGGGGUGGUAACGGUUUGCAAUUCCUAUAGCGUCUCACUCAAGUUUAAAAGGGUGUAGAAAACAAAAAGUUUUGGUUGAUCCAGACAAAACAUUCAAUCGCAACAUUACAACAAAACAAAAAAAUCAUUGUUUCAAAUUGAAAGAACGUUUGCGUUGGAUCACGAGUACAUCUACCGAAUGACGCCUGUGCUAUGAGUUAACAGGCAACAAACGGAGCUCACAAGAAUAUAGGUGAAGAUGGGGUGAAAUGCGUCCGUAUAUCAAUUGCAACCCGAGAUAUAAACAAAAAAACGCAAUUAGGAUGUUUAGCUCAAAUAAAUACGUUAUACCAUUAUAUCAGUGCAUUCCAGUUCUAUUUAGACCGUUGUUCGUUAUUCUGUCUCACUAUAUAUGAAAAAUCUACUAAAUCACUUUUUGCUUGAUUUUUAUCUGCGCUAUCGGGGAUAAAAUGUCCUCUUCUUUGAUCUUGUUGAUUUUUUGACCGAAAACAGAAAAAUAGUUCUGAAAACCUACUAAUCGCAUAACCUAAGGCGAUUGAAUGGCACGCUUUUGUGCUAUUCCGACAGAAAACAAAACUAUCUGCUUGUUCAACGAGCUUUCUGCCCCCGUUGUUGCCCUGCAUUUUGCCCCUUUGUUAUAAAUGUAUUAUGCCCUGUUGUUGUGCUGCAUUUUAGCCCCGCACAGGACCGUUUUGCACCGCCUAUUUUUUCAAAGUGUAAUUUUUAAUGUUUUUGAAUAGCAUAAUUGUGAUAACGGAGGAAAAUGUUGGCUAAACGAGAUUAUUCUCCUAAUUACUAAAGUUC